Salpingoeca rosetta is the source of this 2826-nucleotide messenger RNA. RefSeq lists its product as uncharacterized. Lineage: Eukaryota; Choanoflagellata; Craspedida; Salpingoecidae. Gene Ontology annotation, molecular function: protein phosphatase 1 binding; glycogen binding. The record is from RefSeq and is a predicted model, not a curated record. Gene Ontology annotation, biological process: regulation of glycogen biosynthetic process. The transcript has a single exon. Gene Ontology annotation, cellular component: protein phosphatase type 1 complex. The coding region runs from base 423 to 1979 and encodes 518 amino acids.
CACCAGCGCUCACAUCAACGCACGAACACACAAACACCACAACAACAACCACAACCACAACAACACAGGCACGAGAUCAGCAUCAGCCCUCGUUCCGUUCAGCACCUUUUGAUACAUAUUGCUUCAGUUCGUUCAGUCUUUCACAAAUCCCACCACAUCUUACACGCGAGCACGCACCGACUCCCUUCCUCCCUCUCCCUUCCUCCCUUUCCACCUUCACCUUACUUUUACUGCUGCUCGGUGUUGCUUUGUGACAUCUCGCACCAACCAAACCAAACCAAACCAAACCAACCGACCCCCGCAAAUAGACAGACAACAACGGAUUGGCACAUCACCACUUUCCCCUGCACAGCCACCAUCCACUGCUUGCCUCGCGCGUCUUCAUUUCUCCUCCCUCCCCCUCCCCCUCCCCGUUCGCACAUAUGGCUCUGGUGACGUCCCGCGCCCCGCCACACCUGCAGCAGCGCUUCAACACCUACGGCAUUGCCUUUGAAGACACGGAUACCGCCGCACACGCAACCGCACACGCAACUACAGACGCCUCACCAAGCAACACCAACGCUAACGUCGCACGCAAGAACAGCUGCACCGCAUCACCAUCAGCAGCAUCCAUGAGCGCCCAAACCGCCGUGUACUCGCCGCCCCACAUCAUCUUCCCACGGAUCGGGGCUGUGCGAGAGACAGACACAACCAGUGACAACGCCAUGGGCUGCCACCGAUCGCGCUCCCGCACGCACCCGCGCAACUACCAGCCAGCAUCACCGGCGGCGUCCAAGAAGCAGGAGCUUGGCCACCAACGCGAGGCUGACCCUGCGCAAUGGGAGGAAGCCCCUGCAUCCCCAAUUUCCCCAACUUCACCCACAUCACCCACAUCCCCGACGAGCCGGUUGGAAGCCAACUGGCUCUCCGCCAUGCGCGAUGAGGAGCAGCACGGGCAACAGCAGCGCCACACAAGCGCCAAGCCGGGUACCGUCCAGAUCGCAGAGCACAGGCGCACCAGCUUGCAGCGACCAGCCCCACAACACCACCACCAGCACCACCAGCAACAGCCCGGCGUCGCCACUACCACUACCGAUGCCACCUGUCGACAGAAUGCCAUCCAUGUGGCAGAUGGACAGCAGGAGCUGGAAGACCAGCAGACCCUGCACGAGAACCUGGAGGUGCUCAUGACCUGCAAGGACAUCACCCACUUUCUCCAUGCCGAGGCCGACAGCGCCACCUACCUGACACCGCCACGCACCCCCGCCCCGCCCUCGCUUGACGACAGCACCACCUCGGACGAGGACGCCGCCAGCGCAGAGGAGCCCGCGCCCAAGCCGCGCAAGGCGCUGCGGUGGGCGGACGAGUGCGGCGGCCACCUGCAGCACCACAUGCCCUUCUUCAUGUACGACGAGCCCUGGCGCUGCAGCAAGGACCGCGCACAGGCUCCCGCGGCCUACCACACGCUGGAGAACAACACCAUCGCCUGCAACGACGAGGCCAUGGUCUUUGACGCGUCCGUCCUGCCGCACACGGCGCCAGCCAUGGACACGCGCAUCGCGUCCAAGCACGUGCAGGUCGAGGCCGUCACCCUGCAGCUGCCGGCCGUGCACAUCUCCGUCCGCGUCGCCGACGAGUGCUUUGAGAAGAAGAUUGUCGUCCGCUACACCACAGACAACUGGGCAUCCUUCCACGACGAGGAAUGCGACUACGUCCCCGGGGGCGUGCCGGGCACCACCCGCUUCUCCCUCACGCUGCGCCUCAACAACUACCGCCUCAUCAAGAGCAUCAUGUUCUGCGUCUGCUUCACCACGGGCGACGGCGCAGAGUACUGGGACAACAACGACGGCGGCAACUACGCCAUUGUGCGCGACCCAAACGCCCGCCCAGCGUCCACCUGCUCCUCGCCGUCAGCGCGCCGUAACUCGGACGACCUCUUUACCCACCCGGUCUUUGGCUUCGACGCCGACCGCGACGACGCGUGCUGCUUCUACUACUGAGCUCGCGCAAGCGCAGGCGCAGCGGCAGGCAGUAGUGAGUGAUGGGUGUCGCGGUGUCGCAAUGGCUGAGCGUUCUUCGCUCAACCACGCUUGGGACCUUGCCGCCAUCAUCUCUAAACUAAGCAACCCUCUUCCCCCCCCCCCUCUUCUUGAUUCUUUCCCCUCUUCACACACACACACACACACAUCUGAUUGAUUUUAUAUCUGCUAUCUUUCCUCUCUACCUUUUCCCCUCCUCUUUUCGACUCUGCUCUUCACCUCGCCAAACUUGGCACGUGUGCCCUUCCUUUGCAUGUGCUGUCGUGCCCGCGCACCCAUGCCCCAUGUCGGUUUCCGUUGUGCCACCCCUGUCCCCACUGGCACCUGCCGCCUUGGUCACAGCCGCUGUGCGGCGUGUUCUCUGUGCGCGCGUGUGUGUACAUGAUGUGCGUGGACUGUGAUUGGUGCCUGUGGUUUUGUCUCCUUGCUACUUCUCUGAGCAUUGUUGCAGCUUUGAAUGGGAUUUUGGUGUGCGCGACACGCAUUUCAUGUCUUGUGUGCUAUCCACGAUGAUGAUGAUGAUGCCCGUGCUGUUAUUUCUGGCCACACGUUACCGUUUCCCCCCUGAUGCCUUCAUCAUGUCACAGCACUUGAUUGCACUGCUUAACUUCUUUGAAUGGCGAUUUGAGUUUUGAUUUGUAUCCAUCCUUGUUUCCCUAUUGCAUACGCUGACGAUCUUGAUUCGCAAGUCCCCACGCGCGCGCGCACACACAUGCAUACGCAACGCAUAAAUUACUCUCUCGACCCUCAAGCAUGUGAAUGAUGAAUGAUGACCAGACAUGGCAACACAUAGAAGCCUGGUGAACAG